GAAGAGACCACCGAUAGUGCACAAUCAACUGCGAAUGCCGUUCAAGACACCACGUAUGGCAUACAUACAACUACAGAGAUCCUAGAAGAGACCAGUGAUAAUAUACAAUCAACUACGAAUACCGAUCAAGACACUACGUCCAGUGUACAAUCAACUACAACGAUCAUGCAAGUGACUACUGACAGUAUACAACAAACUACGAAUGCCGAUCAAGACACCACAUACGGUGUACAAUCAACUACAGAGAUCGCGCAAGAGACCACUGAUAAUGUACAAUCAACUACGAAUGCUGCUCAAGACACUACGUCCAGCGUAGAAUCAACUACGGAGAUCCUAGAAGAGACCACAGAUAGUGCACAAUCAACUAAGGAUUCCAACCAAGGCACUACGUAUGGCAUACAACCAACUACAAAGCUCAUGCAAGAGACUACUGAUAGUAUACAAUCGACUACUCAAAUCAUACAAGAGAGUACUGAUAGUAUACAACCGACUACGAAUGCCGAUCAAAAAACUAGCUAUCCAGUAGAAACAACUAUCGAGGAUGCACGUACCACUACAAAUAUUGAAAAGGAAAGUACAACCAUGAUGGAGACAACUAAAUACGUACAAACAACUAUUAAUCAAACUACAACACCGUUUAUAGAAGAACAAUCUUCUACAAGUACAAUUCUGAUAUCGCCUCGGAUGUUACAAAUACCUGUAGUAAAUCAAGACUGUUCUCCAGCUACAAUCACAUUAAUUCCUGGAAGAUCGACAUUGUUAGCACCAGAACAAUUCCGACGAAAUCAAGAUUUUUAUAUCAGUUCAAAUAUUAAACUCAAUUGUAAUACUUCACUUUCAACAAUCCUUCAAUGGACAAUCAACAAUUGUAGUUCAACUGAUUGUUCUUCUGAAAUUCAAAUUGAUCAAACAAUUCCAACAACAAUAAGUGAACUUUAUAUUCCAGCUAGAACUUUAUCGUAUGGUAUUUAUGAAUUAACACUGACGGUUACCAUAGUUGCAUCAUCAAAUGAAAUUUCAUCAGCUUCUGUUUACAUUCAAAUUAAUCCAUCAGGUAUUACAGCAAAUCUUGUUCAAUUUGGAACUUCGAUGAUUACACGCGGACAUCAACAAGAUUUAUCAUUCGAUCCAGGAACAUUUUCCGUUGAUCCUAAUGGACUUUCCUUCAAUGCAUCUGAUUGGACUUAUGAAUAUUAUUGUCGAAUUUAUGGUCUUUACAAUUUUCCCAAUAUUCAAGGUACAUUAUUACCAAUUGAUGAUCGCAGAAUUGAUCCGUUAAAUCCAGCAUGUAUAUUAAAUCGAACAGAUAAUAGAAAAUCAUGGCAAUAUAAUGGAGCCAAUGAUUCAUUAAAAUCAUCAGUAACAAUUCUUUCUGAUUCACUUUUAUCAAAUCGAACAUAUCAAUUUAUGGUCUAUAUGGAAAAUCGUCAAAAUUCUUUAAUUCAAACCACUGGUUAUGUACUUGUUAAUGUUGUUGAUACUCAACCUCAAAUGAUCGUAAUUGCUUGUGUUAUAUCAACAAUGUGUGUACCAAAUAUAGAAUUUCAACUUUUAAAUCCAACAACUCAAGUUGCUUUAUAUUCUAUUUGUAUCGGAAAUUGUUCAUCUCUAAUAAAUAUUACAUGGAAUAUUUAUCAAGGUUUUAAUGCAAGUUUAUCAACUGUUCAAUGGGUAUCACUUAAUCAUUCGAUUCAAUAUGAAAAUAAUUGGCUUUAUGGUACAAAUACAAGUAAUUUCACAGCAUUAAAUCAAUUAUUUAUUAAUAAUCCAAAUAUUUUUUAUUGGCGAUUUGAAGUUGUUUAUUCAUUUCCAUCACUAAAAACUUCAAGUGCAUUAAAUUUUGUUAUUAAUCAACCUCCUCAAAAUGGUUCUUGUUCAAUUAGUCCUCAAAAUGGUACAACAAGUACUUUAUUUACUAUUUCAUGUCCAGACUGGCUUGAUGAAGAUGGAAUUCAAGAUUAUUCAUUAUAUAGUUAUUCAACAGAUCGUUCAAAAAAAGUAAUGAUUGCUUUUAGUACACUAUCUAGAUUUCAAGUUCGAUUAUCUUCUCAAAAUGAUAAUAUAUCAAUAGUUAAUCUUUUUAUUUAUAUUAGUGAUACAUUUGAUUGUAUUACUGAAUUUAAUAUAAGUUCAAUUAUUGUUACUACAGAUUCAUCGGAUAUUACGAAUUUAAUCAAUGCAUUACAAAGUCCUACUACAGGCUUAUUAAUAAAUAAUCCAAUUAUUCAAUUACUUUCAACUGGUAAUCAAAAUACUGUUGGACAAAUUCUUAGUUCACUUUCACAACAACUUAAUAAAAUCAAUGCAGAUGCUUUACAAAAUGCGAUUUCUAAUGGAAUUUCUGCUACAAGUAUUUCUAUUUCUCCAUUAGGAACUCAAACUUUACCAGUACCCACUGUACCAUUCAAUGAAUCGGCUCUGAUUGAAUACAAAAAACAAUUAAAUUUAUAUGCAAAUCUUCGUGACUAUUUAAUGUCUUUCAUCACAAAUCUUGUAAUUUCUACAUCAGACAGUAUUAUAUUACAAGCAUCAACAUUGACUCAACUCACUCAAUCAACAAAUCAAUUAACACGAUCCUCUGCAACAAUUGCAUCAAAUAAAUGUUAUCAAUUAGCUCAAGCUCUAUAUACAAUGUCAACACAAACUUCAUAUGAAGAUGUUCAAACUGCAGCUAGUCAAAUAGCUCAAUGUACUUCAAAUGUCCUAACUGCAAUUAAUGGUCCAUUACAAGGACGAACACUUAUUCUUGAUUUAGAUUCAUCUCGUGCAAAUACAAUUCCACAAGAUUAUGAUACGGAUCUCGAAUCUGGUUGGUCUAAUCUAAGUAUGAUAAUAUCGUUUUAG
This is a messenger RNA of Adineta steineri, 2844 nucleotides long. NCBI's taxonomy places the organism in Eukaryota, Metazoa, Rotifera, Eurotatoria, Adinetida, Adinetidae. The record is from the annotation of a GenBank genome assembly.